This is a messenger RNA of Aspergillus candidus, 787 nucleotides long. Its product is annotated as 40S ribosomal protein eS26. The record is from RefSeq and is a predicted model, not a curated record. Gene Ontology annotation, cellular component: ribosome; cytosolic small ribosomal subunit. Gene Ontology annotation, biological process: translation. The transcript has 4 exons. NCBI's taxonomy places the organism in Eukaryota, Fungi, Ascomycota, Eurotiomycetes, Eurotiales, Aspergillaceae. Gene Ontology annotation, molecular function: mRNA binding; structural constituent of ribosome. The coding region runs from base 203 to 562 and encodes 119 amino acids.
AUAUGACAUAAGCACCCGUGACCGCCUCGCUUAGCGGGCACAAGCUAGGGCUUCCACACAAACCGGACCACAACUUCCCCAUCCCGCCCGAGUGUGCCCAGUCGACAACCAACCCCGACGACAAGCCAAAGUACGCGACAACCUCCCCCUUCUCUCCCGACUUGCUUUCUCUGACGAAUAACCUCCCAGAGAUACCGUCAAGAUGGUCAAGAAGAGGGCGAACAACGGUCGUAACAAGAAUGGCCGCGGCCACGUGAAGCCCGUGCGCUGCUCCAACUGCGCUCGCUGCACUCCCAAGGACAAGGCCAUCAAGAGAUUCACCAUCCGCAACAUGGUUGAGUCCGCUGCCAUCCGUGAUAUCUCCGAGGCUUCCGUCUUCACCGACUACGCCGUCCCCAAGAUGUACCUGAAGCUGCAGUACUGCGUGUCCUGCGCUAUCCACGGCAAGAUCGUUCGUGUCCGCUCCCGGGAAGGUCGUCGCAACCGUGCCCCCCCUCCGCGCAUCAGGUACAACAAGGACGGCAAGAAGCUGAGCCCCCCUCAGGCCGCCAAGGCUAUGUAAGGAAGGAAUUUUGAAACGCAGAGAAGAUAUCAAAAUGGAAUGAAAUAGUUUCAAACAAAAGACACUUCUAUGUUUUACCCUUUUUUUCACUCUUUAUCGUACUCGCAUUGCUUUGCAGCAUCUUACACGGUUCUAUAUCAAAUGAAUGGGGUUUGAGACCAGUUUCGGCGGGGUCGAUCUGGCUUGGCUUGUAUCGGACGGAGUGGGGAUGAGAAUAUAUCAACG